CAAACUGCUUUUUCUUAGAGGUGUGUCGUUGUUCGUAGAUUCUGACACCCCUCCGUUGACCCCGUUUGAACGUAGGAUAUUGGAUGUUAUAUAUGAUGGGGUUGUUGUUGUUGUUGUUUGUUGUUUUGUUUUUUUUUGUAUGUGAAAUGAAUGUUUUUCUUCACGGACGGCAAAAGUUAUGAAGCGUAAUUUUCGGGAACUUCUCAGACUCUGGUGAUACAGUUACACGCGUCACACGGUGAACUGUCUCUGAUACGCGAACUUGAACAAAGCGUUCGCGGACGACAAUACAAUAUUAUUUUUCUUAAAACGGCGACGUUUUGUACAGUUACUGUAUGACUUCACUGCGGUUUCCUGCCGACCGGUUUCAACCCCAAAGCGGGCUGCGCUACACAUUUAGCCCGAGGGCAAAACUGUAUUCUUACGUUAACGAUUGAAUGUUGCAGCAACGAGGCUCCGGUUUAAAUAACAGGGCGCUAGUUUGUUGUAUUUGUCAAGUGCGGUGUUUUAGGAGUGUUUUUACUCGGGGAAAGCGCUUCGCCAGCCUUUCGGAGCGCCGCAAACCAGCGCUGCAUCUACCACUAGAGGGCGCUGCCCCGACAGCGCUGAGGAGAACCUGCUUCCCAAAGGCCCUGAAACCAGGCGCUGCAAAGUCUCCAGGAGUCGCCAGCGUAAGAGAUUGAGAUCCAACUGUGCUGCUGCUGUUGCUAUUUUAUCCUGUGUGUGAUGUUGGAUAUGGGAGAACGGAAAGAAGUGAAAAUGAUUCCUAAAUCAUCGUUCAGUAUAAACAGCCUGGUGCCCGAAGCCGUUCAGAGUGACAACCACCACAGAUCGGCUCCCGAAGAAGAGGAGAAAAAUCCUUUGCCUGCCCAGGUGCAGGACACGAAAUCCGAGAGCGUGUGCCCCAGGAGUGAAAAUACUUCUGCCGAGUCCGCCUGCACGGAGGAGAAGGACAAGCAGGAAGAGAAGAAAGAUUGCAAAGAAGGGGACAGCGCGAAAGACGGAGAGAAGAAAAAUGGCAAAUAUGAAAAACCCCCUUUCAGCUACAACGCCCUGAUCAUGAUGGCUAUAAGGCAAAGCCCUGAAAAGCGACUGACGCUCAAUGGCAUUUACGAAUUUAUCAUGAAAAAUUUCCCGUAUUACCGGGAGAACAAGCAGGGGUGGCAGAAUUCCAUCAGACACAACCUGAGCCUUAACAAAUGUUUUGUAAAAGUUCCCCGGCAUUACGAUGACCCAGGCAAAGGGAACUACUGGAUGCUGGACCCUUCUAGCGACGAUGUCUUCAUAGGCGGGACAACCGGCAAACUUCGGAGGAGAUCGACGACCUCGAGAGCUAAACUGGCUUUUAAACGGGGAGCUCGCCUGACCUCCACGGGACUGACAUUCAUGGAUAGGGCUGGCUCCUUGUACUGGCCGAUGUCUCCCUUUCUCUCCCUGCACCACCCCCGGGCGAGCAGCGCUCUGAGCUACAAUGGGACCACCUCGGCUUACCCCAGCCACCCAAUGUCUUACAGUUCAGUGUUGACUCAAAACACCCUGGGAAACAACCACUCUUUUCCUGCGUCCAAUGGCUUAAGCGUAGACAGACUCGUAAAUGGGGAAAUUCCUUACGCCACUCACCACCUAACUGCAGCGGCGCUCGCCGCCUCCGUGCCUUGUGGCCUGUCGGUCCCCUGCUCUGGCACAUACUCCUUAAACCCCUGUUCUGUCAACCUUCUAGCCGGGCAAACCAGUUACUUUUUCCCCCACGUCCCCCACCCUUCAAUGACUUCUCAGAGCAGCACUUCAAUGACGGCCAGAGCGGCCUCUUCCACGUCUCCGCAGGCGCCGUCAUCCCUCCCCUGCGAGUCCUUAAGACCCUCUUUGCCAAGUUUCACUACAGGACUUUCCGGAGGACUUUCUGAUUACUUCACACAUCAAAAUCAGGGGUCUACUUCAAACCCACUUAUACACUAACAAACAUCCAGUGGAUCAGACUGUAAGUGAACAUUUUACACGCAUUUACAUUGUAAAAUAUAUAAAGGAAUCCGACAGCAAAACAACAGAAGCCCAGGUAUUUUUUAUUCAAGUUCCCCAUUUUCUGUGCACAUCUGUCAAGUCUCGGGGGUUGUUUAUUAUUCCACUGUCAGCAACGUGCAAUGUGAGGGAAAAAAAAAACAUAGAUUUUUUUUUUGGGAUGGCAGUAUAAUUACUGUAGAAUGUGUAUUUAAAUAGUGACUGCAGUUUUAAUUAAUUUUAAUAUAAAAGAAGAAGAUUCUACUACCAUCACCGGAGCUCCAUGUCUGCAGUAUUAUCACUUAUCAUGGCUUUCCUGGUGGGCUCUGAUUUUUCAAAAUUAAAUACUAAUUUUUUAUUAUUAUUUUUAAAUAAAGAUGUGGUAUAAAGAGAACGGAAAAAAAAAUAAAUCAGCAGUUAUAAUGCCCUUACCCCACCCCAGGCUCUUUGUUAUUUUGUCCUUUUCUUAAAAUAAAUUAAAUACACGAAGCGUUUUUAUAUAUUUUUUUUUAUUUUAACCUCUUACUGUUAUUUUAUAGACCAAAGAAUGGGUUUAGAGAUACUGAAGUAUUUUUUUCCAGUAUUCUGCACCAUCUGACAGGAAAAAAAAAAGUUUCAGAAGGGGACAAAAUCAAUGAUUGCCUUUAGAUUGUGUUGUGCAUAUUUCAAUGUAUGUGGUCACUAACAGGUCACAUUCUUUUUGUAAUUAGUGAAAUGUUAAUACCUAUUGUAAUUAUAGGUAAACUGCGAACGUGUAACCGUUUUGAGUAAAUGCUUCAUAAAAUUCUUGAGUGAUUGUUAAUGUCGUCUUUAAAUUUCAUGAUUGUGAUAUUGUGGUCAUAUGCCCGUGUUUGUCGCUUAAAAUGUUUACCGAAAAAUAAAACAAUAGGUUACGUGCA
Molecule: messenger RNA, 2894 nt
Organism: Lepisosteus oculatus (spotted gar)
Lineage: Eukaryota; Metazoa; Chordata; Actinopteri; Semionotiformes; Lepisosteidae
Gene: foxg1a
Product: forkhead box G1a
Biological process (GO): regulation of transcription by RNA polymerase II
Cellular component (GO): nucleus
Molecular function (GO): DNA-binding transcription factor activity; sequence-specific double-stranded DNA binding
Source: RefSeq, a predicted model, not a curated record